AUCGAAAUAAAGGACGUAUUCGAAUUGCUUAACUACCCCUGUGUGUAUCAAAACUGCAAGAAAAAAUUCAGCAUCAGCGAAAAUGAGGAUUACAAAGGUACGCUGGAAACAAAUGUCAUAAGUAAAAUAGACAAAAAAAAUAUCGAAAAUUUUCAGCAGUACCAAAAAGAGUUGCAAAACAUGCUGGAAAAUAUUAAGGUGUUUAAUGAAAAGUACAGAAUGGAUGUUCCUUUGCUUUUUAUCAUCGAAAAUUUAAUCAGCUUACACUUAAUUAAUGAAUACAAAAUAAAUAACAUUGUGAAGAAAAUUCAGGACCAUAACAUUGCUAUGCCUGAGUUGAAGAGCGACUUGCCAAGUUACUUUGUCCAAACGUUAGAAGUGGAAGAAAGGGAAAAUGAAAGUGAAGGAGAACUGGGACGGAAGUUAAGCGAAAUGAGUAACUUAUCCAUUAAUAACAGUGUUGUUAAGGAUCUGCUAGAAACCUCACAUGUCAGAAUUAAUUUGUCUAAAUUGAGAGAACAGAAUGAAGAGAAUUAUUUCCACGCGGGGAGGCCAGUGUACAGCUCCAGCUACAAUUCAAAGUCAAAUGACCUUUUGGCAUUCAAAAAGGAGGAAGAGGGGGGAGGAAGUAGAGGAGGAGGAGCAGCAGCAGCAGGAGGGGGAGAUGAAGAUGCCCCUGGGGGGGGAGGUGUACACACUGCUGGGGAAGAAAACAGCCUCGCACAACAUAGGGAUGAAGAGGAUCCCAGCAAUAUGUCUGUGAGGAAAAAGGAGGAGAAGAAAAGCAUCAUUGAAAAUAUCGGGUUAUCCGAGGAAACGCUCAAGCUGCUUAAUUUGCUGCCCCAAAAGAGGAAGGCGGAGUGA
Molecule: messenger RNA, 864 nt
Organism: Plasmodium cynomolgi strain B
Lineage: Eukaryota; Apicomplexa; Aconoidasida; Haemosporida; Plasmodiidae
Exons: 1
Source: RefSeq, a predicted model, not a curated record